Macadamia integrifolia is the source of this 1403-nucleotide messenger RNA. RefSeq lists its product as uncharacterized. Gene Ontology annotation, biological process: DNA repair; regulation of transcription by RNA polymerase II; regulation of cyclin-dependent protein serine/threonine kinase activity. The coding region runs from base 572 to 1156 and encodes 194 amino acids. The record is from RefSeq and is a predicted model, not a curated record. Gene Ontology annotation, cellular component: transcription factor TFIIH holo complex. Lineage: Eukaryota; Viridiplantae; Streptophyta; Magnoliopsida; Proteales; Proteaceae. The transcript is spliced from 8 exons.
UCAAAGCUCUGUUCUGAGGUUUUAUAAAUACUAGAUUCAUCAUCAAACGAUUUUGGUGAGAAAUCUGGGAAUUUGAUGUUCUUGGGUUGUUGUUAAUAUUUUUUUUUGGGGGAAAUGAACGGGGCGGCCAAAUGACGCCCCCACCCCUGUGAUACCCAAAAGACCACUCCCUUUGUCAUUCAUUGGCCGCACUGGCGCAGGGCGGUGUGACGAGGGAGCGUUCUUUUCCCCUUAUAUUUGCUGGGGUUUACGAUUUUCUCUGUUGUUUCAAUUUUUUUCGUCCUGAUAUUGGGCCCCUGAGUUCUGCAUUUACAUGCCCACUUGGUUUACUGCAUGUGAUGAGAAGAUGAGUUGAUUCUUGGUUACAAGAUUCGAAACCCCUAUCCAGAAGCAGAGUAGAGGAGGAGAGAGCAAAGAAUGAAACUGCUUCAUAGUAUGCAAAAUUUGAGAGUCUUUUCAAGGGGAUAACACACUGGUAUCAAAGAUCUUCUGUUGGAGGAGGAAGACUGAGUCUUAAUGUGAAUGUGUGUUUUUUGGUGCAUUGUCUACUGCUAGUGGAUACUUGUACACAAUGGUGGUUGCUUCUGGAACUAAUUCGUAUGCCAAGGAGAUGGCCAUCCGAAAAAGGAUAGCAAACAUAUUUAAUAAGAGGGAAGAUGAUUUUCCAUCCUUGAGAGAAUAUAAUGAUUACUUGGAAGAAGUGGAGGACAUGACAUUUAACUUGAUUGAAGGCAUAGAUGUCCCUGUUAUUGAAGUGAAGAUUGCCAAGUAUCAGGAAGAAAAUGCAGAGCAGAUAAUCAAUGCUCGAGCUCGUAAGGCAGAAGAACUUGCAGCAGCUCUUGCAGCAAGUAAGGGACAACCUGCUCAGGCUGAUACAACAAUUGAUGGGGCUCCAAGUCAGAACUCUCAAGCAGGUGGUGGGCAGGGCCAUUAUGCACCAGCUAUACCGGGGGCCACACUUGGACAACCGCGACCAACAGGCAUGGCCCCACAACCUGUCCCGGUUGGAGGUGGGCUAGACAUGCAUGGUUAUGCAGCUGAUGAUAAAGAAAUGAUGAAGCUCCGCGCAGAGAGAGGUGGGAGGGCAGGAGGAUGGAGUGCAGAAUUGGGCAGGAAGAGGGCAAUUGAGGAAGCUUUUGCUAGCGUCUGGAUUUGAUUUCCCUUUAGACAUUCCUACAUAUUGGCCCAACAAACCGAGGGACAUUCACGUGAAAUGCAACAUGAUCUUCAACGAUGUUCUGGUUGGGCUGCUUAGUCUUCUUAUUGAGUGCAAAAGAAUAUCAGUUGUGUCAUCCUAUUAUUAUUGUUGUUAUUGAGAUGACAGUGGGAAGGUUGGAUCGAGUGUAUUUUACAGUGGAAUGAUUCGGUUCAAUAUGUGGAAAGGUUGACCGACUGUAUCUUAA